This is a messenger RNA of Labeo rohita (rohu), 3138 nucleotides long. RefSeq names its product cyclin-dependent kinase-like 1 (CDC2-related kinase) (gene cdkl1). Gene Ontology annotation, biological process: protein phosphorylation. Lineage: Eukaryota; Metazoa; Chordata; Actinopteri; Cypriniformes; Cyprinidae. Bases 272 to 1504 code for a protein of 410 amino acids. Gene Ontology annotation, cellular component: nucleus. The record is from RefSeq and is a predicted model, not a curated record. The transcript is spliced from 10 exons. Gene Ontology annotation, molecular function: ATP binding; cyclin-dependent protein serine/threonine kinase activity.
UGUUACCUCACGGUCGCGCGCAUUGUUGGGUGUGUAUUUGUGUGUACAGGUGGAAAAAACUGCGUGACAUUUGAUUUAUGUCAUCGGAUGCAGGGAUUUACAGUCCCACUGCUCUGUUCUCGUAAAAUGCUGAUCUGAGGUCAGACCGCGCAAAUUGUUUCGCGCCUUCAGCGUGUUGCUGUGCAGAAUGAAGCGCGCCCGGAGUGGAGGCGGAGUCUCGACUCGGUUUCUACGGCGACGUGCAGCUUGUAAAUAGCGUGUUUUCUUCUCCAUGCGAACUCAAACACAUUCUCACGGAGCGCGGACACAAGGCUGUAUCUGUCCGUCAGAUUCACUCAGUACAACACAGCUCCGGUUAUUUGACAGAUUUCGUCCUCAGGAAAUUGCUAUUUGUGUACGCUUUCAUUUUAUUUUAUCACAAAGUAAACAUUUGGAUGAGACAUUGGAAGGGAUGGAGAAGUAUGAGAAGAUCAGUAAAAUCGGUGAAGGCUCUUACGGCGUCGUGUUCAAGUGCAGGAAUAGAGACACCGGACAGAUCGUUGCCAUCAAGAAGUUUGUGGAGUCUGAGGACGAUCCCAUCAUUAAGAAAAUAGCGCUCAGGGAAAUCCGCAUGCUGAAGCAACUGAAACAUCCAAACCUGGUGAAUCUGAUUGAGGUGUUUAGAAGAAAGAGAAAACUGCACCUGGUGUUUGAGUACUGUGACCACACCGUCCUAAAUGAGCUGGACAGAUACCCAAGAGGUGUUCCAGAACACAUGGUUAAAAGCAUCAUCUGGCAAACACUUCAGGCUGUGAACUUCUGCCAUAAACAAAAUUGUAUCCACAGAGACGUGAAGCCUGAAAAUAUUCUCAUCACCAAACAUCAAGUCAUCAAACUCUGCGACUUUGGCUUUGCCAGGAUCCUCACGGGUCCGUGUGAUUAUUACACGGAUUAUGUAGCGACGCGGUGGUACAGAGCUCCAGAACUGCUAGUAGGAGACACGCAGUACGGCCCACCAGUGGACGUCUGGGCAGUAGGGUGUGUGUUCGCAGAGCUGCUCUCUGGUGCUCCUUUAUGGCCGGGCAAAUCCGAUGUAGACCAGCUGUAUCUCAUCAGGAAAACUCUGGGUGAGUUGAUUCCUCGACACCAGCAGGUGUUCAGCACUAACCAGUUCUUCAGUGGAGUUUGUGUCCCUGAACCACAAGAGAUGGAGCCUCUUGAACUGAAGUAUCCAAAUCUCUCGUACCAAGCGCUGAGCCUCAUGAAGGGUUGUCUGCGGAUGGACCCGGCUGAGAGGUUGUCCUGUGAGCACUUACUGGAACUGCCAUACUUUGACAGUCUGAGGGAAGAGAGCGAGAGUGUGACACGUGAACUGGACCGCAAGAGACGCACACGCCAGCCACGCAAACACCUGCCACCUGGGUAUCUGCCUCAGUUGGCCAGCAGUACUGUCUUCCCAGCCGUGGAGAACAGAAAAUACUACAACAACCUGCGCAAAUUCAACUAUCAUCUACCCAACAUAUGAUGGACGUCAACUCAUCAGGAACCCGAGAACCGACCAACCACCUCCCAGCUGGUGUGUGAGUGUGUGUGUGUGUGUGUGAGAGAGAGAGAGAUAGACAAAGGGCUCUGCUCUGCCUAUAGAACAAUGAUGUCACACUGCCAAAGCAAAGACUCACAGAGGCAUUUCUGUCAUAUGUAAAAAGACAACAGCAAUAAUAAUAGCGUUAAAACUGAAUGCUGUGCUGUGCUUCAUAGUUUGAUUAGAGACUAAUAUCAGUGCUGUAGAAGAGUUUGCUCUGUGGGACCGAUUUAAUUUUUUUGUACCUUUAUUAGAUGCAGAUAUUUUUCUUUACUAUAAAUCCUAAUGAUGCUUCAUGUUUGUUUGAAGUGUGUAUAUACUGUAUGACUAAAAUCAUUUCUAGAGACGUAACCAGACCCAGACAGAAUCAACAAACUUUCUUCAGAUUCUCUGUAGAUAAAAGACUGUGGAAUUUUUAAAAAUUAGAAUUGUGAGUUGCUGAAAGCACAAUCAAAUUAGCCAAAAUAUUUAAUAACAAUAGGUUUGGGGAUGUGUAGGACUUGUUUGAAUUGUACAGAAAUCUGUGGCAUUUUUUGUGUGGGUCUGGACAUAACCCUGUAUUUUCUUAAUAGGAAACCCCAGGUAUUAGGACUUAUAUGGCUUAAUAUAACAUAAAUGAUGUCUCUUACUUAUGUAGUAGAAAACCCAUGAAAGAUUUACGUUAUUUAAAACAUCCACAUUGUUUUAUACACAUUUUGGACUAUAGGGGACACAAUUAGUCAAGUCAAGUCAAGCUUUAUUGUCAUUCUGCUACAUGUGUGGACAUAUAGUGGAACGAGAUGUCGUGUCUCACAGGACCACGGUGCUACAUACUAGUUAAGCAUAAUAUAAACAUACAACAGUACACUAACUAUUUAGGUCACAUCAAAUGGUUACACUCGGUGUGGUGCUGGCACUAACUAUUGCUGUUUUUACCACAACACAACUCAGAAAAUAAAAUAUUGAUACGAUGACCACAGCUAUUGAAAGAGAGAUUUUUCCCCACAAGGAGUCUAAUCCUCCCGGGUAUCGAGUGAAAUCCACGCUGAGAAACUCCUUCAGUGGCUGCGCCAUCGUGACAAGUGUCGGCAUGUUUACAUCCUGCCAGGAUGGCAUCUAGCGUGUCUUGUCUCUGCCGUUUGUAAGCUCUUUCAGCAGCUGUGGUCUAAAAAGCCACAAAGGCAUCAGGGCUAAAGUGGAAGAACAAAGGCACAGGUCUUUAACAAGUUUUAUUCAUCCACAGGCAUCUUCUCAUUCUUUUCUCCUCUUCUUAUCACUAGGAAAGCAGUGAAGACUUAAAUCACUUCUCUUGUUGACCUCCGACUUAAAAUUACAAGCAAAAGCUGCACAAUGUGGCAUCGUAUCAGCAUUUUAUUUUCCAGGUUGUGGUAAAAAUAGCAUCAGGUAGCGCCAGUAGCUUACAGAGUGCAACCAUUUCACGUCAUCUAAAUAAUGGCACCCUCCAUAGUCCAAAAUAUGUAUAAAACGAUGUGGAUUUUUUAAAUAACGUAAAUCUUUCAUGGGUUUUCUACUACAUAUUUCAGUAAGAGACAUAUUUUAUAAAGCUUAAUACACUGGGUUCCCUUUAACAUUUAUUA